Benincasa hispida (wax gourd) is the source of this 1761-nucleotide messenger RNA. RefSeq names its product tetrahydroberberine oxidase-like. The record is from RefSeq and is a predicted model, not a curated record. Gene Ontology annotation, molecular function: FAD binding; oxidoreductase activity. NCBI's taxonomy places the organism in Eukaryota, Viridiplantae, Streptophyta, Magnoliopsida, Cucurbitales, Cucurbitaceae.
UCCUUGCAAACGAUUAUAAAUAGUGGAGGUUUCAGUCACAAAAUUCUCAGAACCCAACCAUGAAGUUUUCUCCAUUAAUCCUUCUUUCUCUUGCCUUUAUUAUUGUAUGUUCAUCAUCUUCAUUGUUGUCUGCAACUUCUUCUUCUUAUAUAAAACAUGAGGAGUUUCUUCAAUGUCUUCUCCAUCAUUCUCCAAAUACUUACUCUAUUACCAAACUUGUUUACGCUCCCAUCAACUCUUCCUAUUCAUCUCUCUUGAAUUUCCCCUCUCGAAACUCCAGAUUCUCAACUCCCAACAUCCCAAAUCCACUCCUCAUAAUAACCCCAACAAAUAUUUCCCACAUUCAAGCAGCCAUCAUUUGCUCCAAAUCACAUGGCCUUCAAAUUCGAAUCCGAAGCGGCGGUCACGACUUCGAGGGUCUUUCUUACGUCGCUUAUGUCCCAUUCAUUGUAGUUGAUCUCAUUAAUCUAAGAUCUGUCACCGUCGACGCCGAAAAAAGUAGUGCAUGGGUUCAGUCCGGUGCUACUCUUGGUGAACUUUACUACAGAAUUGCUGAGAAAAGUCAAACCUUGGCUUUUCCGGCAGGUGUUUGUCCAACUGUUGGUGUUGGUGGGCAUUUCAGUGGGGGUGGAUAUGGAAUCUUGCUAAGGAAAUAUGGCCUUGCUGCUGAUAAUGUAAUAGACGCUUAUUUGGUUGAUGCUAAUGGGGAGUUUCAUGAUAGAGAGUCGAUGGGGGAGGAUUUGUUUUGGGCCAUUAGAGGCGGCGGCGGAGGGAACUUUGGAGUUGUGGUGGCGUGGAAGGUCAAGCUGGUUCCAGUUCCGGAAACGGUAACGAUUUGUGCAGCUAAAAGAACUUUGGAAGAAGGUGCAAUCGAGCUAAUCGAUCAGUGGCAGUAUGUGGGUAACAAAUUGGAAGAAGAUCUAUUUCUCAGCAUCUUUUUGAAUGGUGGGAAAAAUUCAGCUCAAGGAGGAGGCAAAGUAAACCCAACAGCUUUGUUCUUCUCUUUGUUUCUUGGAAAGGCAGAUGAACUUGUGGCAAUCUUAAAGAAAAAAUUUCCUGAAUUGGGUUUGACAAAAGAAGAUUGUAAAGAAAAAAGUUGGAUUGGAUCAGCUGUUUCUGCAGCCAAUAGGUUUCAAAUUGAAGAUCAACCCUUGGAAGCUUUGCUCAAUAGAACACCUUUAGCCAAUGGAAGCUUAAAAAUCAAAUCUGAUUAUGUUAAGGAACUCAUCACUAAAGUUGGAAUUGAGGGCAUAUGGGAAAGAUUAAAAUCUCAAGAUAUAGAAGGAGUAACUCUUGCAUUGAUUCCAUAUGGAGGGAGAAUGGGUCAAAUUUCCGAUUCGGAAAUUCCUUUCUCACAUAGAGCUGGAAUUCGAUACCAAAUUGGCUAUAUUGUAGGAUGGAAAGAACAAGGUCUCGAUGCAGAGAAACGACACAUAAACUGGAUAAGAGAGAUUUAUAGUUACAUGACUCCUUUUGUUUCGAAAUCACCUAGAGCUGCAUAUGUCAACUAUAGAGACCAUGACAUUGGAUCAAAUAAUAAGUAUGGAAAGGUAAGCUACAAGCGAGCCCGUGUUUGGGGUUUAAAAUAUUUUGGUAACAAUUUUAAUAGGUUGGUACGCCUUAAAACUAAGGUGGAUCCUUCCAAUUUCUUUAGGCAUGAACAAAGCAUACCACUCUCUCCCAACCAUAGAAUUUAAUAUAGUUUCAACCUAUUAUUGUGACAAAAUCAGAGGUUUGUGUGUACUAAUUUCUAAGCAUAUA